AUGUUGUUUACUAAGAAGCAGAUUUUUCUCCCCUCACAUCGAUCAGCUUAUGCUUGCACUGCAGUUACGACUCUUGCAUUUUUUGGAUUUCUAAGUUGUGGAGAAUUUACCGUUUGUGGGAAUUUUGAUAAUUGUAGACAUUUGUGUCUAGAUGAUUUUCUUAAACAGUUGCUUAUCCGUUUUGGAAUUGACAGUUCCCAGUAUAGCGGGCACUCUUUUCGCAUUGGAGCUGCCACUUCAGCCGCAAGACAAGGUGUCCCCGAUCACUUAAUCCAGAGUUUAGGCACCGUCAAAAUACCUUAG
Patella vulgata (common limpet) is the source of this 303-nucleotide messenger RNA. RefSeq lists its product as uncharacterized. Gene Ontology annotation, molecular function: DNA binding. Gene Ontology annotation, biological process: DNA recombination; DNA integration. The record is from RefSeq and is a predicted model, not a curated record. Bases 1 to 303 code for a protein of 100 amino acids. NCBI's taxonomy places the organism in Eukaryota, Metazoa, Mollusca, Gastropoda, Patellidae. The transcript has 3 exons.